CUCUCUAUCGUAUCCUUGUUCUCUUUGUGAGAAUUUUCAAGCUGCAGGAAUGAACGAUAGUCGGAUACUUGCGAAGAAGCUUAGCGAUGGCCAACGGAGAAACCCAUAAAAUGAGAUAAUAGGGGAAAUACAGAUGAUAAACAAAUCUACAGAUAGGUGGUAGAAUGUUCUAGAAUGGUCAUGUGAUGUCACGAGACCAGUUAUGUCGCACUUUGGAAAAAAUAGUCUGACGUACGUCUUUGUUUUCUUUAACGAUUUUUAAGGUCGGGUACUUCAUAUAUUUUAUUUUUAUCAGGUUUAAUUGUAUCCCGAGAGACUGACUGGUAAUAAAAAUGCUUUCCAACGUGUUAUUUUUUGCAUAAAAUCGUGCCUGUUUUCCUCUCAAACGAAAAGAAAAAGAGAACCCGGGCACGUGAAGGGUAUUGACCAAUCGGAGGCCGAGCUCCGAGCAGAAGGGUAUAAAUAGCGGGCUUGUUGCUGUGAGAGACGUCCGCCAUUGAAGACUGGUGUUGUUUGGAGAAAAAAAAGGGGGAAAAAAGGCUAAUUUGUUUUAGAAACUUUAUUUCAAAUCAUUAAAGUUUAUAUCCGGACGAAACAGUAGUUCAAGAGCCUGCAUUUGGUCAUCUUUUCCUGCAGAACUUCUUCGGCACUGUUAAAAACGUUCUUUGUUGUGCCAGUGACUGAAAGGUAAAUGUUUUAGUAACGAUACAGGUUUGAGCUAGCUGUUCUUGUUUAGCUAGCAGUGUAACAGCAUGAGCGAGUCGGAGAGACUGUACAAGUCUGAUAGUAGCGAGCUUGUUACAUGUCUUCGGGGCGGGGAAAUUUAGCUCAGCUAGUAGUUGAGGGGUGUUUUUUUUUUUCUCUCUCUCUCUCCCUUCCCCUGAUGUGAGGCUAAGCUACCUUGUGGCUAAAUCCCAAAUGACUCCUUAGAGGACAUGUAGCAAACUACAAUGGAACGUUGAAGCCGUUACCUCAUACCGCAACGUAGGGCACCUACAUAGGGGAUAAGGCACUAUUUAGGAUAGAGGCUGAGACAUUUUGUGUUGGCCGUGUCGGGUCGCCAUUUUGUCGCCUGUUUUCCAGUCAUUGGGUUUUCGCGACAUUUGAAUUGAAGUGUUUUUCAUAAAAUAAAACGCGAAUAAAAUGAUUGAUUUUGAUUCUUUGAAUCUAGUAUUUUAGUAACUUACUGGAUUUAAUUUGCUGGAGCUAUUCUUUUGGCUCUGUUUGCCAAGUGCGUUGUUUGAUUUCAUACGGUUGCGUCAUGCAGCACAUGAGUAUAGAUAGCUAGCUAGCGGUUAGCAUUCGGACAAAGGAGCGUGGUUUUGCUCAUUUCGUACUUGUUUUUACGUGUGGUUGUUUAUGUAACGAAAUAAAUGGCUUGUUUUCAAGCCGUUCACGACAAACCUUGAAGCCUCGUGGUGCUCGACUAUCUCGCUAGGUAGCCUUGGGGUCCUAAAUGGCUCCCUGUUGAUUUUGUAUAGUGACUAAACGGGCUGUAGAAUAUAUCAUAUUUUUCACCUUGUAUAGUGUACCUGUAUCGAGAAGAGGGAACCUUUUGUGCUCCAGCGUUAUAGUAAUGCGCUGAAAUGAUCUCUACAGUACUAAAGACUUGACCUAAUUGUAUGACAUUGUCUUAAUUCGCAUGUUGAUCUCCAUAGCAACCGACAUUUAACUGUUAGCUCCGUAACGAAUUGGCAGAGGCUGUGUAAUGAAUGCUGAGCUGGCCAGACAUAGCUUCAGAACAUCUUUCUGUGCACCUGUGUCUUUGGAGCAGAACCGACCAUGUCCGAGCCAGUACUCAGAAUGAACAGGAACCCCCCUCCUCCCGAGUACAAGAACAAUAAAAAACCUGGGCGCCUCACCAAUCAGCUCCAGUACCUGGAGAAAGUGGUGGUCCGAGCCCUGUGGAGGCAUCAGUUCUCCUGGCCCUUCAGACACCCUGUGGAUGCUGUUCAGCUCAACCUGCCUGAUUAUUAUACAGUAAUCAAAAACCCAAUGGACUUGAACACCAUCAAAAGGCGUCUUGAAAAUAAUUACUAUUGGACGGCUAUGGAGUGUGUCGAAGACUUCAACACGAUGUUUACAAAUUGUUACGUAUACAACCGGCCGGGAGAUGAUAUAGUUUUAAUGGCUCAAGCUCUUGAGAAGUUGUUCCUUGAGAAAGUAGCUGAAAUGCCACAGGACGAGUGUGAGAUCACAGCAGUUACCACCAAGACACCUCUGAAAGGAAGAAGGAUGGCCGCUGCGGGACCGGGGAAAACGCGGCCUCAGUCUCCUGUGUCUGAGGUUGUGUUUCAACAGACGGUGACCGUCAUACCUCCUGAGGCACUACACACCAUCUCAUCUGCACCCCUGUCUAAUCAGCUUGAAACCAAAUUAAAAAAGGGGGUGAAAAGAAAAGCAGACACCACAACCCCCUCAGCCCCUGACCUUGCCAGCAAUGAGUCCUCUCCCUGCAUCCCUGAACCGAAGGUGCUGAAAUUGUUUUCCCGGCGAGGCAGCGGGCGACCCAUCAAACCACCAUGUAAAGACCUGCCAGAGUCGCCACCGCAGCACCAGGUGGGGCGCAGGGCCAAGCUCUCCGAAAGGCUUAAAUACUGUAGUGGUAUCUUGAAGGAGAUGUUCGCCAAAAGGCACUCUGCCUACGCCUGGCCGUUCUACGAACCAGUGGACACUGUGGCGCUCGGCCUGCAUGACUAUCAUGAUAUCAUCCAUCAGCCUAUGGAUUUGGGCACCAUUAAAAAAAAGAUGGACAAUCGUGAAUACACGGACGCCUUGCAGUUUGUUGCAGACAUUCGUCUUAUGUUCUCAAAUUGUUACAAAUACAACCCACCGAACCACGAGGUUGUGGCUAUGGCCAGAAAACUCCAGGAGGUUUUUGAGUCCCGCUUUGUUAAGAUUCCAGAUGAGCCCAGACCUUCGACUCCUAGCCAGCACCUCGUGCUCAAAAAGGGGAAAAAUGAGCAAACAGGAAGUCCGUCCAGCUCAGAGAGUAGCGACUCCGAAUCUUCUUUGUCAGAAAGCUCAUCCGACUCUGAGGAAGACGAAGAGAAAAGAGCACAAAGACUGUCUGUUCUGGAGGAACAGCUAAAGGCAGUGCGGGAGCAGCUGCAAUUACUGACCCAAACACCGUUGCUGAAACAAAAGAAGAAAGAGAAGUCAAAGAAGGAGAAAAGAAGAAAAGAAAAGCGAAAAGGUGGUGAUCUGUGGAAGCCAGCUCCAGAGAAAGUGCACAAGAGGUCAAGCUGCAGCAAGUCAUCAGGGAAGAAUAUGGAGAGCAAAGGAUACGAGUCUGAAGAGGAGCUUGCACUGCCAAUGUCUUAUGAGGAGAAACGACGCUUGAGUCUGGACAUCAACAAGCUGCCUGGAGACAAACUAGGCAAAGUGGUAAAUAUCAUCAAGGCCAGAGAGCCUAUGCUUCGAGACACAGACCCUGAAGAGAUUGAGAUUGACUUUGAGACACUCAAACCAACAACACUUCGAGCUCUGGAGGCAUUUGUCAUGACUUGCCUCAGGAAGAAGCCUGGCCAGAAAAAUCCCCGAAAACCGAAAGACGAAAAGAUGGAGACGGAGAAACAGAAGGCCAGUGAAGAUCUAAAGCCUACCAAGAAGACCAAGGCAAAGAGUGAAUGUAUGGUGGCAGCAGCAGAGCCCAAGGAGCUGGCGCACUCUUCCCGUCUUAGUGAGAGCAGCAGUUCCUCCUCCAAUUCUGACAGCAGUAGUUCUGACUCUAGUUCUUCUGAUAGCAGUGACUCUGACUCAGAGCAGAAACCUAAGAAGAAAAACAAAGCCCAUGGUCAUGGGAUCAAAACUAAAAACAAGGCGUUGAAGAAGAGCAUUGCCCUUGAGAUGAAGGAGUCUUCUAAAGACCUGUCUGAGCAGGCCACCAAACCACCUGCUGAGGAGGCCAAAGCACCACCAGCCCUGCACAGCCAGCUACCUCCUCAGCCUUCCAGACCCAGUGCCAAAGCCACUCCUCUAGUUCGAAAGACCUGGAUAACCCCCCAAAAUCCACCCUCUGAGCACAGCCCCUCACCUCCCACUGCCCCUCCUGCUGCAGAUAUCUCCACCACCUUUCCCUCUUCCCCACAAAACCUCCAAGCAGUACUACCUAAAAAUUCUCCACCCACAGCCUGCCCACAUCCACCUACUUCACCCAGUUGGUCUAAGAGUCCCUCAAGUUCCUUCAUGGCCCACAGUUCCCCAGCAUCUGCUCCCCCAGACCCAACAUGCCCCCUACCAACUGCUGCCACUGUAAAUCCUCAGCAGAAAGGUUUCCCUGCUCUCCUUUCUCCGCUAUCCUCCCCUCCUGGUCUGUCCUCCUCAAACUCCGCAGCAUCUGUGGCAAGACGCCAGUCCAUCACCAAGCAUGAGCAGUGUCCCAGUUUGUCUACCCCACUGGCACAUGUGGGGAAAGAUCAGGGGGACCCAGGUGUAGUGGGAGAGUCCUUCGCUCAGCUGCACACAAUGCCUGGGACUAAAUCCACAGAAGAUGGGGAACAGCACAAAUCUACCCAAGACCAGAAGCCCAGCAUGGCUAAAACAGAAAUUGUUCUGAAGCAUGCAGAGUCCUGGACAAGCCUGGGCAAGAUGUCUGUUCUUGCACCUGCUACCAUCCGGUCAUCCAAGGAGAGUUUCCAACAGUUCCGCAAAGUUGCCAUGGAGAAGGAGGAGCGAGAAAGGGCACGUAAGCUCCAGGUGGAGGCUGGCAGAGAAAGGAGUGGCUCAGACAAAAGCAGCCUGACGCAGCAGCUUUCUAAGGCCAAGUCAGAGAUCCAGGCCUCCAGGACAGAGUUGGAGUCCGCAGAGCUUCCCAUUAUGGCAGCCAUCUUGGACCAGCCUAAAACACUAGAACCUUCUUCUCCUACCCUGUGCUCCAUGGACAGUGAAAGAGAGAUGGCACGCAAGAGGGAACAAGAGAGACGCAGACGGGAAGCUAUGUCUGGAGUCUUCGACAUGACCAUGCAGCAUGACAUAAUGGCCACCUUUGAGAAGAACCUCGACUGAAAUGACUGUAAAACAAAUGCAUUUAAAAUAAAAAUUUAAAAAAAGUUUGUUUAAAAAUAUGCUACUGUUCUAUGAAAAGAGUAGCUGGUCUCCUCCACUUCUUGAAAGCUCCAUGAGUCCUGGUGACUGAAACGGGUUCUAGCAUCUCACCAAUGUGUGAUUCUCUCACUUUACUUUCGCACAUUUAUAUUGAAGUGGCUGUAAUAAAAUUUAAGAAGCUGAUCCUGUACAGUGUAUAAUUUAAGUGGAGCAUGCCAUGCAAUGGGCUGCCUGUGUAUCUAAUUGAUAUGAUAUUAGUAUUUGGAUGUUUUGCUUAAUUUUCAAUAUUAAAUUACACGCAAUGUCACUUCUUCCUUUUGUGAAGGGCAGUAAAAAAGUGAUUGUGUAUCGUACUGAGAGUUUUAUUUUGUUCUAUUUUCCCCUUUGUACUGAAAAUGGUUUCACUUGUAUCCUAAGUAGUAAUGAAACAGGUCUUCUCGUGCUGACUGUUGAUGAAACUGUGAUAUGAGUGAGGUCUGUAAUGCAGCGAGUUAACAAUAUACAAAUUGUGCUUUGAUUUGUAUAUUUGUGGAGCUUUGAAUAAUUCUGUGUGAAUAACAUUCCAUUGUCCAUUUUCAAAACAUGUAACGAUACCUGCAACGUGUUGAUCAGUCCCUCCCUCCCUCCUUUUUUUUUUUCUUCCUCCAUUGGUUGUCUUGAAUCUCGACAGCCUCACCUUUAUUAUUUUACAAUUGUACGAUGCGUCUCUCAAAGCCUUAAAGUUGUAAUUAUAUUCUUUGGCAUUAUCCAAUGAUUUUCCUAAAUGUAGCAUGAAAGCUGAAGGGAUGCAAAUUGUGAUUUGUAAUCGCAACAUGAACAUUAUAAAAACAAUUUUUGUGGUAAUAUUUGCUUUUUUACAAGUCUGCUUAUUGCAUAUGCAAUUCAUCAUUUACUCUAAUUGUUGCAUUUACUUGGUCAUAUUAGCAAAGUAACUUAAUGUUCACUUGAAAUAAUCAGUAUUUUGUCUGUAGUAGAAGCAAUGUAUCUGAAUGUGACCUUUGCUCAUGUUAAUCGGCAAUAUAACUUAUUGUAUGUCAUUCAGUAACAGACGGUAUAUUUUUGAUUAUUGAGAAAUAUUUUAGCGAAUUAUAAUGCCACUCUGCCAUUCUAUUUAGCUUCUCUAAGAUGCACAGCAAAUACCUAGUGUUGCUUUAACUGUUCAGGCAUUUGCAAACUGUCACUGUUGAUUCAGUACUAGGCAGAUUAGUAUGCCUAAAGUUCGAGCAUCGUGGUCAGUGUUUGUUUAAGGUGUUGCUGUUUGUGUCGAGUUGAAAAAUGCAGAGUUGACCCUGACUUGUGACCAUUUCUCCUCGGUUGACUUCCUUCUGUCCAUCACUCAAGCACUUUACUCCGCAUUCUGGCAGAACCGAAGUGAAGAAGGAUAUGGGGAUUAUUUCAUAGUGACCAUAUUCCAGUAAAUUUAAAAAAAAAAACUGAAAUUAAAAAAAACUAUUUUCAUUUAAA
This is a messenger RNA of Neoarius graeffei (lesser salmon catfish), 6510 nucleotides long. RefSeq names its product bromodomain, testis-specific (gene brdt). The transcript has 21 exons. Lineage: Eukaryota; Metazoa; Chordata; Actinopteri; Siluriformes; Ariidae. Gene Ontology annotation, cellular component: chromatin; nucleus. The record is from RefSeq and is a predicted model, not a curated record. Gene Ontology annotation, biological process: chromatin remodeling; positive regulation of transcription elongation by RNA polymerase II. Bases 1783 to 5007 code for a protein of 1074 amino acids.